Blastocystis hominis is the source of this 1894-nucleotide messenger RNA. RefSeq lists its product as hypothetical. NCBI's taxonomy places the organism in Eukaryota, Bigyra, Opalinata, Blastocystidae. Gene Ontology annotation, biological process: regulation of transcription by RNA polymerase II; DNA-templated transcription; nucleotide-excision repair. The record is from RefSeq and is a predicted model, not a curated record. Gene Ontology annotation, molecular function: zinc ion binding. Gene Ontology annotation, cellular component: transcription factor TFIIH core complex; transcription factor TFIIH holo complex. Bases 1 to 1881 code for a protein of 626 amino acids. The transcript is spliced from 9 exons.
AUGAACGAUGCGGACUUAAAACCAUCGAGGUUGGAAGUGGUGGUGUCGCAGCUGAAGCAGUUCAUCCGAGAUUUCUUUUAUCACAACUCGUUGUCUUCUCUCUGCAUUAUUGUGUCCCAUGAUCGUAGAGCGUUUCAACUUACCCCUCUGUCACGACACAUGAAGGAACAUCUGAAUGCUCUGGACAAGUUGACCUGCAGCGGGAAGUUUUCGCUCCAGCUGAGUCUAGACAUAGCCAUAAAGACAAUGGAACUUGCGCCCUCACAGUUCGCAAAAGAGAUCAUCUGUCUCAUAUCUUCCAUCAGCACGUGCGAUCCCCGCGAUAUAUACAAAACAAUCUCCAUAAUUCAAGAAAAACACAUUCAAUGUUCUGUCAUGAGUCUUUCUGGCGAAGUCUACUUGUUCCAGAAGCUCGCACAGAUCACUUCGGGCAUUUUCGCGGUGCCCGAAGACCCACAGCAAGUGCAUCAUUUUUUCUCUCAGCACAUCUCUCCUCCGAUUAAUAGCGAUCCAAUCGUUUUAGUGAAGCGCGAAGAUGGCGCUACGGUGACUCACAGGGAAAUCUGCGAGAUGGGAUUUCCUAAUAACGUUCAGCUAUCGCAUAUUUGCGCUUGCCACGUUCGGUUCUGUAGUAAAUUCUAUGAAUGUCCGCGAUGUCGGAGCUACGUGUGCGAAUUGCCGGUUCGAUGCCCCGUUUGCAUGCUGAUGUUGGUGGACUACACGCACCUCACACAGUCGUAUCAUCAUUUGUUCCCUCCGAAGAACUUUGAGGAAUGUAAUGAUCAUAAGCCUGGAAUAACGUGCUACGGGUGCUGUUCGGUGAUUAAAGAGGGAGAGAUUUGCUUGCAGUGUCCGAAGUGCAUGAAGUACUUCUGUCAGACGUGUGACGCGUUUGUUCAUGAUAAUAUUUUCCACUGUCCUGGUUGUUUAGCUCGAGAGUGGCGUGUUUGUUUGAUCUAUUUUUUCUGUGUGCAUUUUUCUUCGAAAUGGAUGUUUGAAAAAGAGAAUAUCCAUUUUAUUAAUUUUGGUGUAAUGAUCGUUGAGUUUCGGAUUCCCCUUCCUAUUGAAGUGAAAGAUUUUGAAGUAGCGCAACUGUUUAUGCUUAUUGGUCUCCAAGAAAGCGUAACCGGAGGCGGGGAAGGCGUUUCCGUUCUUAAGAAUGAACCAUUUGACAACACUGACGGUCAUCUCGGUAUUGCUGAAAUCAGUCAGGUCCCUAUUCCGAAGGAGAAGGGGCAGUACACUCUCAAGCAUUAUAUGAUAGGAUCGAUGGUUCCGUCUAUCAUUAAAAAGUUACUACCUGCCGAUGCUCUCUACUUUGUUGAAGAGGCAUGGAAUUGCCAUCCUCACUGUUUGACAGUGAUGACAAGUAACUACCUUUCCAAAGAAAAGUUCAAAGUCAUCGUAGAAUCGCGAUACGUAGAUGGAGAUGGGGAGAUCGAGAACGUGAUGGGUUUGGACGCUUCCUCUCUGAAAAAUCGAGAGCGUGUAAUAAUAGAUAUAGCAAAACAUAUGAAAGAUUCCAAGCCAGAGGAGGACAUAACAAAGUGGCAUAGCGAAAAGCGGAACUUGGGUCCCCUCCAGGAGAACUGGUACAAAGAGAGCAGUGUUCCACAUGUGAUGUGGUGCUACAAGAACGUCACAAUUCACUGCAAGUUCUUCGGUUUUCAAACGUUUUUGGAGAAAUUCGUUCGACGUCAGCAAGAAAUGAUCUUUCGACGUUCGAUGUGUCAGAUGAUCGUGCAGAUGGACAAGUGGGAUGGACUGACGCUCGAUCAGAUUCGCGUGAUGGAGCACAAGAACCAGGAGCGUCUUCAGGAUUUGAUUAAGAACGAGGAACUGUCUUCGGAAAUGAAGCAGCAAAAGGAAAACAAUCAGUAGCUUUGAGUGUGAA